Messenger RNA from Rhizophagus irregularis DAOM 181602=DAOM 197198, 264 nucleotides. The record is from RefSeq and is a predicted model, not a curated record. Lineage: Eukaryota; Fungi; Glomeromycota; Glomeromycetes; Glomerales; Glomeraceae.
AUGGAGUUGGAAGGAGAUCAAGGGUUGGAGGAAAAGGCUAGCCGAGCAGAUCACCAAAGAAAACUUGAUAAUGCAAUUGAAAAAUACAAAAUAGAUAUUUUUGAUUCUGUUGAUUCUGUUAGCGAAAUAUUUGAUGAUCCACUUUUGAGUAACUUUGAGUAUAUAGCUCAUAAUAUAUUGAACAAAGGAGGAUGGUUCGAUGUUCGUUCUUUAGAAUCUACUGAUGAUGACCCCACCGACGUACAACUUGCCUUUACAAGAUAA